CCGUGAGUACGUGCCAGCGGAAGAAUUUGCCGGGUGCCAAGUCAAAAUAAACAAUCUACUCAACGGCGCCUUUCAGACUGCACCACUCGUGGACUCGAAUUUAUUGUUUAAUAUAAAAGCCGACUGACGGCAAUAGUACAGCUUGCUCAGCAAUUGUUUCAUUGCUCCGUCUGCGGUGUGCUGUGUUGCAUUUCGUGUGCAUGCUUUGAGUUUUGCAUUUUGUAUUUGCAAACGCAAAACGAUGCAACAAAACCAAUAGCAAUUCCGAUGAGAACGUGACACUGACGUUUCGGUGUUGUGCUAUUGCGAACAGUGAUCGGCUCAGUUGAUUUCAGUGCCAUCGGAAAGCGCGCUGGUGCCGGUUGUGUAGCGGAUGAAGAACAAAAACAAGUGAAUGGGUGAACCACAGCAAGUGAACCAACCGGCUUUGUUGAUGCUUACCAAAUAUUUCAUUCAUUCCGCACCUGAAGGUCUCUGAAGUACAUUGUGGAAAGGUCUAUUUUUAGAAACCGUGAGUUGGAUAUUAUUGAGUGCGAAGUUCGUGAAUGGCAAUAAACGGGAAAGUUUGUGUCCUCAGUCUUUUGUGUUGGUGCUCCUCGAGUGUGUUCGUAUCCUUCAAUGCGGCUGAUAACGAAAAUGUGAAACAAAGUUGAGAAAAAGGAAUAAACUACAUAAUUUCAAAAUGGUAAGAUAGUACAGUGCAAAAGAACUGAGAGCGCCAUAUGCCGGACCAGAGAAUUCUAUUUAGAAAACUCACGCAACACAUGUCAACACAGCUGUUUUUAUAUUCAUAAAAAAAUUCCGCAUUUAUGAGAAAGUAAAAUAAAAACCAUAGGAAGUGAAACAAUAUUACAAAAAUAAAAAUAAUACGUAACUUUGACAUGAAAAAGAAAAUGAAAAUAUAAUAAUAAUAAGCACUUUUUAAAAUUACUCUUUAGUAAAAUAAAAAUAAAUUAACACACUAAAUGUAAGCACAUUUUUCCAAGCAAAAUAAAACCAAGAAUAAAAAAAAUAACAAAAUUAAAAUCGCAAAGAGAUAAUAAAUAACAGUGAAGUUGUGCAGUAAAAAACCAAAAUAUAAAAUCAAAGUGACUAUAAAGUGAAAACAUGCAAACUGAACCAACAAAAAGUACAUGUAAGCUCAAGAAAUAAUUGCACGUGUCUGAAAGUUCACACAAAAAGCGCGUAGUCAACAUAUAAUUGAGAGAGACGCGCUGCCUCUUCCGCUUUCUGCAUUUGAAUUCAAUUGCGACGCCGUUUGGUGCGCUCUGUCCGAAAAGUUCAUACAAACAUACCUACAUAACGUAGAAAGAAAACGUAGGAUAGAAAACAGCUGCAGCUGUUUCAUUGUGUCAUCCAAUUGACUGCCGCAUUUAACUCGUUUAUCAAUAUGUUCGAAUCUCUGAACAUACAUAUACACACAUACUUAUGCACACAUAUGUAUGUAUAAAUAUUGGUGCGAAAAUAUAAAACAAGAAAGUUCACAAAUUCAAUUAUUUUUAAAAUACAAACGCAAUUGGAAAAUAUUGCAAAGUAGACAGUGAAUUGAUGGAAAGCAGCAGUGCAAUUUUAAAAGCAAUAGGCGCUCUAAUGUUUAAGUGCUUCUCAAGCGUAAACCAAUAACAUUAACAACAAUGAAAAUUCAAAAAAAAAAAUGCUAUUUGUAUGUUUUAAAAAGUAAAAUUAUUUAGUACACUUAGAAAAGGCAUGAAUAAUAUACGAGCAUUUGGUUGCAGCGCUAGUUAAUCGUUAAAUGAAUUAGAAUUUCGUUCAAAAAUUAAAGUCGUAAGCACACAAACAAACAUACAUAUAAAAAUACAUAUGUAUGCGCAUAUUUACGUUAUUUAAUCAAGUGUUUGCGGCUCAAGAAUUCACGUCUGUUAUACUAAAUGUAUUGCUAAUAAAUUACUUGGGAUCUGUGUGAAUGUGCUUUUUCGCCGUGGACUCCUUAUCAAUCAUCGCCAGCUCCAACAAUAACUUCAACGCGAUUGAUACAUCACAUUGACAAGCAAUCGAUCACGAGACACACUUCAUUUCAUUAUUCGGGCUGAGCACUUAUGGACUGCGAAAACAUACCUACAUCCAUAUGUACGAAAAUAUACGCCUCUUGGCAUCUGUAAUUUAGUAGACAUUAGCACUGGCGGCACUUUUCUCUUUGGCACAUUUUAUUAUGAUGGCUCUGGACGGCAAAACAAUAAUCAAAGAAGAGAUUACCGAUAAGGACGCCUAUGAGGCUGCUGCAUCCAAUACAUCUAGUCGACGGAAUAAAGCAAAUUCCUCAUCCAACUCCUCUUCCGCAAAGGACUCAACCAACAGCAACAAUCCACACAUAAACGGGUGUACUAGUGCGAACAGUGCCAGCGGGGUGAGCAACUCUAAUACGACCAGCUCAAAUCCGAACGGCAACGGUGCACGCAGCUGUCGCACACCCGACUCCCCGGAGAGCGUUCGUGCUAUUGCGCCACGUUCACCCAUGUCACCGCAAUUGCAUCACUCUAGCUUGGCACCACCACCACCGCGCCCGAAUCGUAACGCCAGCGCUUCACCGGUGGUAAAUGGAGCCACAACCACGACAACACCGCCCCCUUUGCCCACUCCACCCACACAGGCGGCAUUGGCAGCAGCAGCUGCUGCAGCAACUGCCGCUGCUGUGCAUGCCGAGCAAGCGCGUCUUCUAAGUAAAAUACGUAAAUUUCUCGGUUCCCUGGUACAGUUGGCGCAAGAGGUUCAUCCCGAAGUGAGCGAUCGCGUGCGUGCUUUGGUACUCUCUCUGGUCAGUGGUAGUAUAAGCAUCGAGGAGUUUCGUCUGACGCUUCAGGAAACCAUUAAUUUGCCACUGCGACCAUAUGUCAUUCCAUUACUCAAAAAUCACAUCUCUCUUCUGCAAAGGGAAAUCGCUGAAUUAGCUCGUGCCAACAACCAGACUACCCUACAAUAUGUCACAACCAAUGAGAAUGUUGUAAUGGAAUUCUCUCCACACGGGCCAUCAGCUGAAUAUAGUGACAUGUUUGUACACAUCGAUGCAGCACAGGCUGCAGCGGCAGCAGUCGCGGCUCAAGCUGCGGCGUCCAACGUCGCCGGUACCACCAACCUUGUCUUUAAACGGCGAGCCUCGGACACUUUGAUGGAACAUCACAACGGAGUACAAGACUGGAACGACUACAUGGCUGCUUAUCCACCCGCCAAGCGAGCUUUGCACGCACAUUCCGCUCACUUGGGUAGCGGAUCUGCAGAUGCUCGUCUCGCAUUUUCCAAUCAGCCAACGAUUUUUGAUUACUCAUCAGCAACAAGUAAUGCGUCGGCUGCAACUCAAUCAGAAAAUACUUUUAAUAGUCUAAUGGAAAAGGCAAAUCACCGCGAAGAUCGCGAUUUACGAGUCAAUACUGGAUCCGAGUCCACAUCGCAACGGCAUCCACCUAGGGCUGGCCUGCCAAACACAAGCAGUACCGCUGGCGGUGGUGGCAGCAACAAUGCAACACUCGGCGGUGAAGAAGAAUGGAAGAAUAUACACACCAUGUUGAAUUGCAUUUCAGCAAUGGUGGAUAAGACCAAGCGCGCCAUAACGAUUUUGCAGCAACGAGGCGUGGAACCACAACAACCCAGCUACGGCGAGGUUACGCCAGCAACUUUAGUUGAAAUACGGCGACAGACAGAAGAAAAGGUGGCCGAAUUCAAGCGGAAUGCCGAGGAAGCUGUCAAUCAGGUUAAACGACAAGCUGUGAUCGAGAUACAGCGCGCGGUGGUCGCAGCGGAGACACGCGCUUCCGAAGUGAUGGCCCAAGAAAGGCUACGUAUGGAAAAAUUCUUCGUCGAAAUGAGUCGCCAUUCAAGUGCAGUACACAAUACGAGUGCGGCCGUAGCGGGAGUUGCCACAACAGCAGUAGCAGCCGAGCGUGAAAUGGACAACAAGUCUCCGUCAAUUACGGCAGGACAGAAUGCCUGCUGGAAUUGUGGACGCAAAGCAACCGAAACCUGUUCUGGCUGCAACUUGGCUCGUUACUGCGGCGCAUUUUGCCAGCAUAAGGAUUGGGAGCACCAUCAUCAGAUUUGCGGCACUACACGCUCCUCAGACCUCUCUGCAAAACACAGUGUCUCCCAGGGAAUUCCACUAACAGCAACCAUGCGCGGCUCCAUCUCUAGAUCCUCGCCCAACCAACCACAGACAUCGCAACCAACGGCUCAGGUGCCGCAGCCGCAGAACUCGGGGGGUGGCAACGUGUCACAACCGAGUUCCCUGGUGGCGAAUGGAGUCGGCUCCAAAUGACGCAUUCGCAUGAUGAAGCCGAAGAAGAAAUACUUGUGCUAGUCAAAUUAAACUAAAAAUUAUUCAUAAAUCAAUUAGAUUAAACUCUAACAUAAUCAAUAUUUAUUAAUUACACAAUUAUGUAUAAAAAUCAGUGAGGAAAUUGAGGUGAGAAAACUGAGAAAGUAAAGAAUUUUAAUUAAAUCAGCACAACAAUAUCAAAUCCAUAAUCAAAAUAGAGUUUAAAUAUAAUAUUUAUUAAAAAAAUUAAAAAAUUAACAAAAAAAAAACAAUAGUGAGAAAAUAAAAAAAGAAAAUUUUAAUGUUUCAAAUUUGAUAAAUUACUGAAAAGUCUUCAAACUUUAAUGUUGUUGAGUCAUCUACGCACAGGAACCUAAAAUGUAUUUAACAGUAAAGUUGCACCCAUAGAGAAAAGUAAAAAAUCCGUUUGAUUUCAGUGGUUGCAAAUUUAAAAUAGCCCAAAGUAUUGACUCAAUAGUAAAAAGUUAUCAUAAAAAACGAAACAAAUUUAGUAAAACUAAUAUAACAGUAAUUAAUCUGAGAGUGAAAAAACCAAAAAUUAUAAUUAAAAAACAAAGAAACUGAUA
This is a messenger RNA of Ceratitis capitata (Mediterranean fruit fly), 4851 nucleotides long. RefSeq names its product protein CBFA2T3 (gene nvy). The coding region runs from base 2171 to 4264 and encodes 697 amino acids. Gene Ontology annotation, molecular function: transcription corepressor activity. Gene Ontology annotation, biological process: negative regulation of DNA-templated transcription; DNA-templated transcription. The record is from RefSeq and is a predicted model, not a curated record. The transcript is spliced from 8 exons. NCBI's taxonomy places the organism in Eukaryota, Metazoa, Arthropoda, Insecta, Diptera, Tephritidae. Gene Ontology annotation, cellular component: nucleus.